ACCGUACAACUGCCACCUUCUACCUCGUCCCGCCAGCCGAUUCCCGGAAGCUACCAUGGUCUACAAUUGGGAUGCCCAUAGAGAGAUAUGCCGCCGCUUAUUUGUUGAAGAGAAGAAGUCGCUAGAUGAGGUUGUUGAGUAUAUGCGAGAGCACUAUGACUUUACUCCGAGUCGACGCUCCUUUCAGGCAACCUUUUCCAGAUGGGGCUUUACCCACAGAGGGCCUCCAGUGUACACGAACGAGGAGCUUGUCGCCCGCGUGCGAGAAUUAUGGGAGCGGAAUCUGACCCAGAAGGAGAUGCUUCGCGUCCUCGCAGAGGAAGGCUAUGAUAUCAACGACCGGAACCUAGCGCGACUUCGGACCAAGCAUGGACUGCUCCUUCGGGUCCCGGUGCUACCGUUGCGCGGUCAAAGCGCAGACCGUGGUGACAGUAUUGACGCGGAAGACCACCAGGACGACGGAGAACACGGCGAUCAGAGCGAGAGAGGACAAGAAGACAUCGACGGCACAUCUGACGGCCACGGGAUGAGUGGAUUUUCACCUGCCGAUGCACAGGUCCAAAACGAGACUUUUGAGGCCUUUCGUCAGGCCUACAGGGAGGAGAGGAAACGGCGCCUAGAAGCUGAGUACUACGAGAGAUGGGCCGCAAAGAAGCGACGUCGGCAUACGAAACCCUAUGCUGGCCUGCCCGCUGAUCCCCCCGGGCCGCCUCGUUUCCCAUCCGAGACGACUCUUGCGGAAGCCAAGGAGAUUCUACAACUGGACGCAGCUGCCUACCGGACGGUCAGAGAUAAGUUUUACGCCAUUUGUGAAAAUGCAGGCGUUGUUAAAAAGACGCUUGCCGGGCCUGAAAAGUGGGAGGCGCUCAAGGACCAGCUGGUCCGUGAGAGCAUGCAUCUUCGCGCCGCCAUGUGGGAUCCCACCGACAUGGAGCAAAAGAAGCUUGCCAUCGAUAUCAUUGCUUGCGACGUGACCAAAAGAAUCAGAACGGCAAAUAGUGCUAUAUCUCUCCCCGAAGCCAAGACCAUCCUCGGUCUGAACCCAGAACAAGCGAGAGAGCUCCGCGAGGCCUUCUGCGACAUCUUGGCCAAAGAAAAGUUCACGGCCAAGCUCGAAGAAGGCCUGGAGUACUUCGAGGCGCUCAAGCAGAAAUGGAUCGCUGAAUCGGAACUGCUCAGCCGUGUGGUGGCGUCCGAGCAUACUGACCCGGAUUACCGUCGCAAGAUGAAGGCCAUCAAUGUGAUAUGCCGUAAUGCAUCGAAUAGAUACCGAGAUGAGAAGAUCCGCCUAAGCAAACCGCAACCGGAUCCGAAGCCGGUCAGACAGAGAGUGCCGAAGCCCAAGAAAGCAACAAAUCCAGCUCGGAAGCCACCUACACAGGCCGUCACGAGCCCGGCGAGGUCGAGAUCAUCAGCUGCAGCAGUGACGCCGGCGCAGGAAGUUGCGCAGGCAUCCGCACAAGCAUCUGCACAGGCACCCGCACAGGGGACUCCUGGGGAUGCUCCCGUGGAAACUCCUGCCGAGACGCCGGCACCAGCGCCUCAGCCCCGGAAGCGGGGACGGCCAAAAGGCAGCAAAACCAAGAAGGCACUCCCGCUGACGGAAGCUCGUCUGGUAUUGGCAGACGCGCCAGAAUCUCUGGCUGGCCAGGAAUCGAUGGGCGCUCAACGUGGUGACAACACGCUCCUUGCAUCCCAGGUACAUGACUCCUUUCUGGAUGGGCCAUAUGAGCAGGGCUAUGAUGUUGCAGCGCAGCAAUCCAAGCCCGGCCAGCAGGCGGCACCGUCCGGCGCCAUCGCCGUCUUCUUCCGGCUGCGUCCCGAAUCGGCUGCCAUGUUUCCGGGCAUUCCUACGCAGUGGAUAUGCCCGCUCAGCUCGCCGAGCAUCGCUGAGGUGCGGGCGGCCGCCGUCGAGAAGGCACCAGGUGCCGUGUGCCUGGGGGUCGAGGGCAUUAUCAAAGAUGGCAAAGGGGGCGAGCUGCCGCUGCCAGUGAGUGACGAGGCAGAGCUGGUCACUUACCUGCAGCAUGUCCAGGGCUAUGGGGCGCCAACGUUUAAUGUCCAUAUUGCGCCUCGCGGGCCUAGACAAUGGGAGUAGCAUGCUUUGGCCUGAACUGUGUCCGGCCGGGUAGCGGGAGUUGAUGGAAUGUGCUGUAUUGUCUACUUGGAGAAGAUGCCCUUGUUGUGGUAAUGCAGAUAAAAUAAUACUGUGCAUUCAACGCCAAAACCAUGUACUAAUGCCAUGCCU
Messenger RNA from Canariomyces notabilis, 2248 nucleotides. RefSeq lists its product as uncharacterized. The record is from RefSeq and is a predicted model, not a curated record. NCBI's taxonomy places the organism in Eukaryota, Fungi, Ascomycota, Sordariomycetes, Sordariales, Chaetomiaceae. The transcript is spliced from 2 exons. Bases 56 to 2098 code for a protein of 680 amino acids.